Messenger RNA from Astyanax mexicanus (Mexican tetra), 3059 nucleotides. It is a transcript of the gene recql, whose product is annotated as RecQ helicase-like. Gene Ontology annotation, cellular component: cytoplasm; chromosome. The transcript has 15 exons. The record is from RefSeq and is a predicted model, not a curated record. Gene Ontology annotation, molecular function: four-way junction helicase activity; nucleic acid binding; ATP binding. Gene Ontology annotation, biological process: double-strand break repair via homologous recombination; DNA replication. Bases 312 to 2741 code for a protein of 809 amino acids. Lineage: Eukaryota; Metazoa; Chordata; Actinopteri; Characiformes; Acestrorhamphidae.
AGUGUAGUGUAGUGUUGUAUAGUGUUGUAAAGUAUACUGCAGUGUUGUAUAGUGUUGUGUUGUGUUGUGUUGUUGGAGCGGAUGAGAGAGCCGGGGCUGUUAUCUUGGUGCAUCUGCUGUUUAUCCGGCGUUGCUCGGGGCAACCGGUCCACUCCCGCAAACACAAGCCCGCGGAGCCCGGGGGGAGAGACUCCGAAACCGGGCAGCAGCAGCAGCAGGAGGAGCCGCGGAAGGAGAAGGAGGAGGAAGGAAUGAUCUGAAUGUGCAUCCUGCCUCUUCUACAAGGAGCAUCCUGAAAACCAGCUGCUGAAAUGGCUAGCAUCAAUGAUAAAGAGGAGGCUCGGGAAGAGCUGGACUCAAUAGAUGCUGAGUUGGAGCUGCUGGAGCUUCAGAUUUCUGAGCUUUUGGAGAAACAGGCUUCUUUAAACUCCAGGAAGAACAAGCUACUGAAAAUACUGGAUGGGUCUUGUGAUGCUUCUCAAGCCUCAGGAUCUGGAAAACCCUCCAAACCUGCUUUUAGCAAGAAGGACUUGCAGCACUAUGAAGAAUCAGAUUUCUCAUGGUCUAAGGAUGUUCAGGAGAAACUGGAGAAUAUCUUUAAGAUUUCUAAAUUCCGGCCACUUCAGCGAGCGGCUAUUAACCUCAGUAUGUCUGGAAGAGACCUUUUCUUGGUUAUGCCUACAGGCCGUGGCAAGAGUUUAUGCUAUCAGCUACCUGCAGUCUGUUCUAAAGGCUUCACCUUGGUUAUCGCUCCACUGGUGUCUCUGAUGGAGGAUCAGCUGAUGUAUCUGAAGUCAGUAGGAGUUUCUGCUGUAACUCUGAAUGCUUCUAGUUCAAAAGAGGACUCCAAAUUUGUGAUGGCAGGCAUGACGGAUAAAAACAGCCCUUUUAAACUACUGUAUGUGACUCCGGAGAAGAUCGCCAAGAGCAAACUACUGAUGUCUAAACUAGAGAAGGCCUAUAAUAUGGGUCUGCUGGAGCGCAUCGCUGUGGAUGAAGUGCACUGCUGCAGUCAGUGGGGUCACGACUUCAGACCAGACUACAAGCUUCUUGGUAUUCUGAAGCGCCAGUUCCCGAAGGUCCCGCUGGUUGGACUGACCGCCACUGCAACCAGCAACAUACUGAAGGACUGCCAAAAGAUCCUGUGUGUUCCAGAUCCAGUUACACUUACCGCACCAUUCAACCGACCUAACCUCUACUAUGAGGUUCGCGUUAAAAGUAGUGAAGAUUCAAACGGAGAAAUUGCAGCACUGAUAAAAGGAAGAUACAAGGACCAGUCAGGAAUUGUUUACGUGUUCUCUCAGAAAGAUGCAGAGUUGGUAGCUAUAGACCUGCAGCAGAGAGGCAUCCUGGCACAACCGUACCAUGCAAACAUGGAGCCUUCAGACAAGAGUAGGGUUCAUCGUCACUGGUCUACCAAAAAGAUCCAGGUGGUUGUUGCUACUGUGGCGUUUGGAAUGGGCAUUGACAAAGCAGAUGUGCGGUUUGUAAUCCACCACACCAUCAGCAAGUCCAUAGAGAACUAUUAUCAAGAGAGUGGACGUGCAGGGAGAGACGACCAUCCGGCAGACUGCAUUGUGUUCUAUGGUUUUUCUGAUAUCUUUAGGAUCAGCACUAUGGUUGUGAUGGAGAACACUGGUCAGCAGAAGCUUCAGAAUAUGGUGGCGUACUGUCAGAAUGUGGACAGAUGUCGCCGUGCCAUGAUGGCUGUUCACUUUGAUGAAGUUUGGGAUGAUGAAGAGUGCCACCAGAUGUGUGAUGUUUGUCGUCAUGGCAAUGACUAUGUCACCAUGGACAUCACUAAGCAUGCCCGUGACGUGGUGAAGCUUGUGGAGUUGGCGAGCUCUGUAGAUGAGAAGAUGACUCCUCUUAAGGUGUGCGACACCUGGAUGGGGAAAGGGAAUGCUAAGCUUCGCAAAAUGAUCCAGACCACAAUCCUAUCACGCCAGGAGGUGGAGUCCAUCAUCGUCCACCUGCUGCUGAAUGGCUAUUUCAGUGAAGACUUCAGCUUCACCCCGUACACCACCUACUUCUACCUGAAGGCUGGACGCAAGGCUGCUCUGCUUAAGAGUGAAAACCACUCCAUCACCAUGAAGAUGAAGAGAAAAGUGCCCACACCCAGUCCAGGCAGACUGUCCGUAGCUGUUUCAAGUGAUGACCAAUCAGCAGCUGAGCUGCAGGAAGGAGAAAUCACUGACUUGAAUGACCCACACAAAAAUAUCAAACUGAUCAAGAUGAACAAGGACCAACAAAACAUGGAAAAAAGACUUUCUCAGAAUCAAGUGGAGAGUAUUACAGUACAAACGCCUGAGAAUAUUCAGCCCCUAGUAAUUGAUGUAGUAGUGGAAGUAGAGGUCAGUAAUCAGAAGCAGAACUGCGCUGUUGAAACGGAAGAAAAAUCUCUUAAAAACGAAGAUCAGAAAAUAAACCUCAAGCGUAAAUCAAAACCAAAAUCAGAGAAACAUCCAAAAUCAGCUCUCUCUAACUCUCCCUCCGAGGCUUCGAUUAUUUCAGCCACGGCCAUCGAAGAGCUGUGUGACCUCCGCCUUUACUACAACAACCAGCUACGACAAAUCAACUACAUUUCCCAUGAACACUUGCAGGACUCGGGUUCGAGCAUGUUGACCUGUAUAAUAGAGCCGCUGAGAAGUCUACGGCUUUCAUCAGGCACAACAAUCGCCAGAAGUGCCAGGAAUCUAUGGACACGUGUCAGUAUGAGGAGAAAGCUCAUUCAGAGAUGACCAUGUGCUAUUUUUGAUAUAUUGAUUUUUUGUAUAAAAGUUAACAAUACAUGUUAGUUAUAUUUUUGAAAAUUCAAUGCACUGUUUGCAUGUUGGGAAAAAAAAGCUGUCAUAUGUUUUUUUUUUUUUUUUAUAUAUAUAUAUAUAUAACGGUUUCAUAUCUGAUUAGUUAAAAAUUGUGUUGCUGAUACUCGAUACACAUCAAUAUUAAAAGGCUGGUGACAUCAUGUUAAUUUUACAAAAGAUGAUACAUCAAGUGAUUUGUUUUUUUUUUUCAACAGCAAUAAACGGAUGCCACUGAUUGGACCUUUAAAAGAG